ACAUAAGUAGAAAUGGAUUUCUAUAUCUACCUGUGUAGGACUGAUAAAAUUGGUUCAAGUGAAAAAUUGAGAUAAAAUAUAUUGACGAAAUUGUUAGCACUCACUGGGAUAUUAAAAUACCAUAAAAAGAUCAAUAACGAAAGCCUAGUUUGACAGAUCGAGGCAUUGAUAAUCGGUUUUACUCAAGUUAAAUCCUAAAAUCAAAUACAUUUUGACAACGUUUCAACUGAAAACAUGAGGCUUGUGUAAAAUCUUGAUAGAAAUGUUACUAAUUGUAAAUAUUUGAAAACAACUUUACCAAAGUGUGGAAAACAUGAUUAAGAAGGCUAGAUUUAAGAGAACUUUAGUUGAAAACAAUGAAAAGAGUAGCAAUUUUAAGAGUCCAACAAGAAGUCAGUCAGGUAGUAAGCCUGGAUCUCCUAAGGCAAGAUCACCACGUAAGCAAUCUCCUUCUCCAACAAGAAAGGGAUCUGCUAAAGGAUCUCCUACAAGACCCCGAUCUGCUAAAGGAUCUCCUACAAGACCCCGAUCUGGUAAAUCACCAAAAAGACCAGAAUCGGGAAAAUCACCAAAAAGACCAGAAUCGGGAAAAUCACUAAAAAGACCAGAAUCAGGAAAAUCAGACACAAAAAGUAACAAGUCUGCUAGUCCAAAGACUAUAAAGACCUCUACACCAAAGGAUAAAAAGUCUGAAUUGGAGGGGAAAGGUACAAAAGAAGCUGCUAUCAAGAAGAAAAAGACUGUAGAAAUAAAGGAACCUAAUGAGACUGAGGAUGGCUUGAAAAUUAAAAACUUGUCGAAUCAAGGAUUGACAAGAGUACCUGGAUUUAUUCUAACAGAGAAAAACCUUGGUAUUGUAAACCUAUCAGCUAAUAACCUAAGUUCACUACCUGCAGACAUAAAACGGUGGACAACAGUAAGGAAAUUAGAUAUAGGCAAAAAUGGUUUAAAAUAUGGCCUGCCAAAAGAAAUGGAACAAAUGGUCAAUCUACAAGAACUGAUACUAGCUGAAUGUAAUAUGCCUAGAAUACCACCUGUAGUCUGGCAAGUUACAAGCCUACUGGUACUUGAUAUAAGUCGAAACAAAAUUGAUUUUCUGCCACCAGAAGUAGGCCAACUUAUAAACUUACAGAAACUGAACUUGAAACAUACAAAUAUUACUGGACUACCGCCAGAAAUAGCACUGUGUCAGGAACUAGAAGAAGUUCUAUUGUGGGGUAAUACCAUCGAAACGCUUCCAGAAACUCUUCCUGUUCUUCACAAGUUAAAAACCCUUGCUUUAAAUUACAGAAGUUUCUGUCGCAAAGUUGGAGAUGUUUUGGAGGAAUUUCUUCAUAAAGGCCAGGUUCCAUCUGAUUCUAUUCCAGAAUUUGUUUUUGAACUUCCUGCACUAGAAGUGCUAGAUUUAGAAGCAACCAAAAUAAACAAUAUACCAAAGACUGAAAACUAUGGUUUACGUGAGAUGAAUCUUAGUUGUAAUUUUUUAAGUGUACUUCCAAAAAAUACCUACAACUUAACGAGACUUACAGUUUUGGAUUUAUCAAAGAACCAAUUCAGCACUUUACCAGAUGAACUUGGAAAUGUUAGAAGUUUAGUCAGUCUUAAACUUAGUCACAACUCCCUAGUUGCCAUACCAACAACAAUAUCUAACUUGCAAAGUUUACGUGAAUUUUUCAUAGCAGACAACAAACUAAAACAUCUACCAAUCACAAUCAAAGGUCUAAAAAAUCUAAUAACUUUAGAUGUUGAAAAAAAUGAAAUCAAGAAACUGCCUGAUGAAAUAUGUGACUUAAGAAAAUUAUCUACAUUAAACAUUGCAAAGAAUCAGAUUCAUUCACUCCCAAUGCAUCUACAUAACCUUGAAAAUUUGACUGUGGCACACAGUUACGAUAAACUGCAGAAAUUUGGAUUGUGGUUGAAUGGGAACCCACUCAAAUAUCCACCUAAAGAAAUCUGGAGAACGUCUGAACCAACUAAAAUCUUUGACUACUUAAAGAAACUGGCUAUAAUGAAAACGGAGCAUCUACAACGACAAAAAUUAGCUAUCAUUGGAGAAUCGCAAUGUGGGAAAACGAGCUUUGUUAAUGGCUUAGUACAUAGCAAGUCAAUGCUGACCAAUGGUGAAUCGGACAAAACAAAACUUGUAGAACAAACUAUUUGGAAAUCGGAAAAUAUGGUUGACUUCAUCAUUUAUGAUUUCAGUGGAGAUCCAACAUACAAUGCCCCAUCUGCCCUAUUUUUGGAUCAGAAAGCUUUGUUUUUACUGGCAUAUGACCACAGUAGCUAUAGUAUUGAAAAACAUCAGGAAAUGAUUGGCAAAUGGCUUGACUACCUCAGUUUACAUGUUCCAGGGGCAGUAAUCAAACUUGUUGGUUUGAAAAGUGACCUCUGCAGAUAUCCAGGUCAAAAAGAGGCUGAAGAAGAAAAUGAAGAGACAGAAAAUGAGGAAGAAGAUGAAGAAGAGAACCAACAGAAGAAACAUGAAGUAAUUGAACAAACGAAGCAAAUUUUACUGGAUCAGGUGACAAAUCAUCAAACAAGAGCAAAAGACAAACUGCUGCUAGAGCUCCAACUGCUUGGACAGAAAAUAAAUGAAGCAAGAGGAGCUAAGGACUAUGCUAGUGAUUACUUGUCACAUCUGGAAGACAAGCGCCACCUUGUGGAAAAGUUACUGACCAAUCCAGUUAAUGUCAUUCAAGAUGUUUCAACUGUCAGCAGUAUGGAUUGGUUAGUUGGAUUCAAAUCACUUGUAAAUAGCCUUGAACUCUUAGUUCUCAAUUCAACAUAUUUCCCAAAUGCAAAAAGAUAUGUAUCAGAUUCCUGGACCAAAGUCAGCAAAAGGAUCAAACAACAAACUAAACAUAUCUACCUUACGAGGGAAGAGGUCAUCAAAAUCUGCCAAAAGUGUGAUGUCAUGGGAACAGCUGUGGAUGAAUGCAUGAAACAUUUGCAUGACAUUGGGGAAAUUCUGUGGCUUAAAGAAAAUCCAAAGCUGAAAAACAUAAUUUUUCAUCUGCCAAGAGCUUUUAAUGAUAUCAUAACAUCUCUUUUCCGACAUGAUUAUGAGGAAUUUUUCCAGCUUGGAGAAGAUUCCAAAAUUGGGAACCUGUUUGUGUGUAAAGGAAAUUUCUCUUUAGAAAAAUACAAAGAAGUGGUUAGUUUAUUUCAAAGUCAAGGUCAAAUUCCACGACCAUUGCUAAACUGCCUUUGGUUCUACCAUAAUUUCUCAUCAGAUGAAUAUGAUGACCUUUUGACCUUGCUACCCUUGUUCGAGAUGUGCUACUCAUUGGUUGAACCAGAAGUUCCAGAUGGCUGUUACUAUAUUCGUCCGUUGAUGGUGCUCCCAUGGUACAAUAAGGGUGAAAUUGGCACUGAUCUUGUAGAUAUGCAAUCGACCUUGACAUCAACAAAUAAUGAAACUUUGGCAUUCGAAUAUGAAUUUCCACUCACAAUUCCUGAUGGAACUUUUGAAAAGCUUGUAUGUGUUCUACAAGACAUUGUCAAAUCUAGGACAGACUGGAAAGAUGCUGUAUAUGCAGAUUUAGAAAAAGGUCAAAUUUUGAUAACUCGUUAUCAUGACAACAGAUCCGAGAGUGAACAUGUGACUAUCCUCUUAGGAGGUACAGAUAAGGAAAGUGUUGAAAAAUCUGUUAGACAAUUAUCUGAAAUAGUUACUGAAGUACUCAGUAAAGUAAAGGGACUUGUAUGGAGAAUUAAUGCUCCUGUGUCACUCUGGCAAAAUCAUCAUGUUUAUAGUGGACAAAAAGAAUGAAGUGACAGAUAAUUUGGGGGACAAAAAGAAUGAAAUGUAUCAUAAACUGUUAACUGAAGACAUAUAUCAUAGCAACAAAUCUGUUCAGAAUCAGUUUUCAGUGAAAAUUAUGAGUUAUCUGAUAACAUAUAAAAUUCACCAUUUUUAAAAA
Messenger RNA from Mytilus californianus (California mussel), 3923 nucleotides. Its product is annotated as malignant fibrous histiocytoma-amplified sequence 1 homolog. Bases 314 to 3772 code for a protein of 1152 amino acids. The transcript is spliced from 3 exons. The record is from RefSeq and is a predicted model, not a curated record. Gene Ontology annotation, molecular function: protein binding. Lineage: Eukaryota; Metazoa; Mollusca; Bivalvia; Mytilida; Mytilidae.